Molecule: messenger RNA, 1472 nt
Organism: Thrips palmi
Lineage: Eukaryota; Metazoa; Arthropoda; Insecta; Thysanoptera; Thripidae
Product: serine/threonine-protein kinase 32B
Exons: 12
Coding region: 120-1472 (450 amino acids)
Biological process (GO): regulation of signal transduction; protein phosphorylation; G protein-coupled receptor signaling pathway
Molecular function (GO): G protein-coupled receptor binding; ATP binding; G protein-coupled receptor kinase activity
Source: RefSeq, a predicted model, not a curated record
CCCCUGCGGGGCAUGUGAGCGAUGGCUGGUGGCCCUGGGGCCUAGACCUGCCAGGGGCCAGCCGGGGGCCAGCCGGGACGUGCACUAGGCGGUGCUAGGCGGUGCGAGAGAGACGCGACAUGGGGAACCACCAGUCCGGCAGGGUACAGCGCAGCUUCAGCGAAGGGGAGGACGUUAACUUCGACCACUUCCAGAUCCUCCGCGCCAUCGGCAAGGGCAGCUUCGGCAAGGUGUGCAUCGUGGAGAAGAAGGACAAGGGCCAGAUGUACGCCAUGAAGUACAUGAACAAGGGCCAGUGCGUGGAGCGGGACGCGCUGCGCAACGUGCUGCGCGAGGUGGAGAUCAUGGCCGCGCUGGAUCACCCCUUCCUCGUCAACAUGUGGUUCUCCUUCCAAGACGAAGAGGACUUGUUCAUCGUGUCGGACCUGCUGCUCGGCGGCGACCUGCGCUACCACGUGAUGCACGACGUGCCCUUCUCCGAGGAGUGCGUCAAGCUCUACAUCUGCGAGCUGGCCCUGGCCCUGGACUACCUGCAGGUCAUGCACGUGGUGCACAGGGACAUCAAACCUGACAAUAUCCUGCUGGAUGAGGAGGGCCACGCCCACCUGACGGACUUCAACAUCGCCACCGUCCUGGAGGAGGGCCACCUCGCCACGUCAAUGUCUGGGACCAAGCCAUACAUGGCGCCGGAGAUCUUCGACUGCGCGGCCGACCUGUGCGUGGGCUACGGCUUCCCCGUGGACUGGUGGUCGCUGGGCGUGUGCGCGUACGAGUGCGCGCGCGGCGUGCGCCCCUUCGACAUCCACACGGCCACCAACCUGAGCGACGUGCGCUCCCUCUUCGCCGCCGGCGUGUACUACCCGUCCUGGAUGUCGCGCCCCUUCGUGGACCUGCUGAGCAGGUUACUCUGCUCCCGGCCCGGCGCCCGGAUCAGCUCGCUGUCCGAGCUCAAGAAGGUCCCCAUCAUGGCCGACGUCGACUUCGACGCCGUGCUGCACAAGAAGAUCAAGCCCACGUUCACGCCCCCGAGAGACCACCUGAACUGCGACCCCACGCACGAGCUGGAGGAGAUGAUCAUCGAACAGCGGCCGCUGCACAAGAAGAAGAAGCGCCUGGCGAAGCAGCGGUCCAUCCGGGAGCCCUGCGUGCAGGACGGCCUGCCCACCGCCGACAUGCCGUCGCCGCAGCUGCUGCUGCCCAACUUCAUCCCCUUCAACCGCGAGCGAGAGAUGGCGCGCAAGGAGCGCGAGCAGAAGGAGCAGGCGUGGGAGCAGGAGCUGCUGCAGGCCAUGGGCGAGUCCGGUGCGCAGGCGGAGGGCGCGGAGGGCGAGAGCGCCCAGGGCUUGACGCGCACGUGCGUGCGGCCGCCCUCGUCGACGGCCACGCCGCCAUUGUGUACAUUGCAACUCAAGUCAAAAGAGGAAGGUUACCAUUUGGAAGGCAAAGCAACAGGAAAGCUUCAUGUCAGGUAG